GUCAUUAGUAGGCGCCUGGCAAAAGCAAAGGAGCUGGAUGUUAACGGCGUCACGGGACGUUUAAGCAGUGAUACGGUACUGCCGGCUGGGAAAAUCGGAACUGUCCCGCUUGUUGGGCGGUUAAUGCAAUAAAAUGUCUUUAUAUGAUGAUCUUGGUGUGGAGACCAGUGACUCAAAAACAGAAGGAUGGUCAAAAAACUUCAAGUUAUUGCAAUCCCAAUUGCAAGUUAAAAAGGCAGCUCUUACACAAGCAAAGACACAGCGAACAAAGCAGAGUACAGUUCUUGCUCCUGUCAUUGACCUUAAGAGAGCAAGUGCAGCUGAAGAACGCCAGAUUGCAGACCCAUCCCCCCAUGUGGGUGCUGGAAUAAAGGAAUCCGUUCCCAGUGGGUUUUCAGCUGGUGAAGUUCUGGUCCCCUUGGCUGAUGAAUAUGACCCAAUGUUCCCUAAUGAAUAUGAAAAGGUGGUUAAACGUCAGAGAGAGGAGAGGCAACGUCAGCGGGAACUGGAAAGGCAGAAAGAAAUAGAAGAAAGGGAAAAGAGGCGUAAGGACAGGCAUGAAGCUAGUGGAUUCUCUCGCAGACCUGACCCAGAAUCGGAUGAAGACGAAGAUUAUGAACGAGAAAGGAGAAAAAGAACAAUGGGAGGAGCAGCCAUCGCACCACCGACAUCCCUUAUGGAAAAGGACAGGGAAUCUAUUGUGCCUGCUUAUGAUGACGAGCCAAGGCCACGACCACCAAUGGCAAAGGCUGCAAUUCCACCACCUAUGUAUGAUGAGCCAGAGAGACCAAGAUCACCAACUGGGCCUAGCAAUUCUUUCCUUGCAAAUAUGGGUGGUACUGUGGCCCACAAAAUCAUGCAGAAGUAUGGCUUUCGGGAAGGACAGGGCCUUGGCAAGCACGAGCAGGGUCUCAGCACUGCACUUUCUGUUGAAAAGACAAGCAAGAGGGGAGGCAAAAUUAUUAUUGGUGACUUAGCUGACAAAGUUGAAGCAGCUAAGAAAGCAGAUCCAAACCCUCUGACAGAAAUACUAAAGAAUCCUACUAAAGUUGUUUUGCUUCAGAACAUGGUAGGUGCUGGGGAAGUUGAUGAAGAUCUGGAAGCUGAAACAAAGGAAGAGUGUGAAAAAUACGGCAAAGUUGGAAAAUGUGUCAUUUUUGAGAUUCCUGGUACACCAGAUGAUGAGGCUGUAAGAAUAUUUUUGGAAUUUGAAAGGGUUGAAUCUGCAAUUAAAGCUGUGGUGGAUCUAAAUGGGAGGUAUUUUGGUGGCCGAAUAGUAAAGGCUUGUUUCUACAACCUCGACAAAUUCAGAACGCUGGAUCUUGGGGAUUAAUUUGGAAUGAUUUAUCAUUGUUUUACUGUCUGCCUUUGCAAAUUGGAAAUAUUUACUGAACUAUGUCACGUUUAUUGUGAUGAGAUUUUGUUAUUUUUAGUUUUAUAGUAUAAAGAACUUUUUUAAAACAGUAAAAUCUUGUCUCUGUAACCAAGAAAUUGCAUUAUUUGUGGUUGUCCAUUCAAAUCUGCUGAUUUAUGAAGCAACAGGAGAAUAAUGCUUGGGAUUCUUCAAUAUGGCAGUGUUACCUAUAGUAUGCAUGUUCCCUGCACCUGGACUUUAAUGGGAUAGUUUGUUAUUAUGUCUAAUUUCUCCAGACAAGCAGAACUACUUGCAUGGCAACUUUUACCAAAUGACAGUUUACUGUAGAUAUUCACACACAGUUUGCCCUGUAACAAGAGCAGUAUACUUCCUGAAUUGUCAUGGCUUUGGUAUGUGCUGAACUGUCCACAUUUGCAUUUAUACAUGUUUAAUACUUUGGCAAAACUUUUGCUGAUCAUUUUGAUUAUAAAAGUACUGUUAAUUAAAAUUCAGAAAACCCACAUUGGGUAACAUUUAACCUCCUACUUUUAAACUUUGUUUUACAAUCUUGUAAUUGAUUUUGUUUUUGUUCAGUUGUUUCCUCCCUUCAAUGGACAGUAUUCAGUUAUAUCAAGGGCAAUAAUUUUGUUAAACAGAUGGCAAGGUAACUAUUUAUAAAAGUUGUACAUUAUAUACAGUAUAUCCCAGCUGCAACCUUUCCAAGCAUAAAACAUUCCCAUAUA
Xenopus tropicalis (tropical clawed frog) is the source of this 2097-nucleotide messenger RNA. It is a transcript of the gene rbm17, whose product is annotated as RNA binding motif protein 17. Gene Ontology annotation, cellular component: protein-containing complex; nucleoplasm; nucleus. The transcript is spliced from 12 exons. Bases 134 to 1333 code for a protein of 399 amino acids. The record is from RefSeq and is a predicted model, not a curated record. Gene Ontology annotation, biological process: mRNA cis splicing, via spliceosome; alternative mRNA splicing, via spliceosome; mRNA splicing, via spliceosome. Lineage: Eukaryota; Metazoa; Chordata; Amphibia; Anura; Pipidae. Gene Ontology annotation, molecular function: RNA binding; nucleic acid binding.